Gordionus sp. m RMFG-2023 is the source of this 2077-nucleotide messenger RNA. RefSeq names its product pescadillo homolog. NCBI's taxonomy places the organism in Eukaryota, Metazoa, Nematomorpha, Gordioida, Chordodea, Parachordodidae. Bases 36 to 1751 code for a protein of 571 amino acids. Gene Ontology annotation, molecular function: RNA binding. The transcript has 15 exons. Gene Ontology annotation, biological process: maturation of LSU-rRNA from tricistronic rRNA transcript (SSU-rRNA, 5.8S rRNA, LSU-rRNA); ribosome biogenesis. Gene Ontology annotation, cellular component: nucleolus; PeBoW complex. The record is from RefSeq and is a predicted model, not a curated record.
AAAUAAGCCUUCACUCAUAAACAUUUAUUUAUAAAAUGGGAAAGGAAAAGAAAAAAGGAAAAAGUGGAACUGCCAUUACAUAUAUAAAUAGGAAUCAAGCCAUAAAACGAUUGCAAAUAUCUUUAUCUGAUUUCAGGCGUUUAUGCAUUCUUAAAGGAAUUUAUCCACAUGAUCCUAAACAUAGGCAUAAGCUAGAUAAGGGCAAAGACAUAACUCAACCACAAACAUAUUAUUUAUUAAAAGACAUACAAUACUUAUCCCAUGAACCAUUAAUUGAAAAAUUUAGAGAGUUUAAAAUCUUUGCUACAAAGUUAAGAAAAUAUACUGCAAAAAAGGAUCAUCAAAAAGCAAAUUUAGUAAGACAAAGCAAGCCUAAAUUUAAAUUUGAUCACAUUAUUAAAGAAAGGUAUCCAAAUUUUGCAGAUGCUAUAAGAGAUUUAGAUGAUUGCCUUACCCUGUGUACUCUGUUCUCCAAGAUGCCAAAGACUAAAUCUAUCAGUAGUGGAAUGGUCAAUACCUGCAAAAGACUCACUAUCGAAUUUUCAAACUUUGUCCUUCAAACUCGGGCACUUAGAAAAGUUUUCUUAUCAAUCAAAGGAAUAUACUAUCAGAUUUCCAUAAUGGGUCAAUUGAUUACCUGGGUUGUUCCAUACGAAUUUCCAUUUACGGCGGAUAUCGAGGUGGACCUUAAGAUGAUGUGCACUUUCAUAGACUUUUACAUCAACUUGCUCGGUUUCGUUAAUUACAAACUCUACACCGAUAACAAUUUAAUUUACCCACCCAAAUUUUCUAGAUCAUUCGCCACCAACUCUAUCGAUACCGAGAUAAGCAUGUACACCCAGCAUGAUAGUCAACUCGAGAGAUUGGGGUCCUUCAACGAGGAUCUCCUUAAAAUUAACAAUGACGUUUACCAGGAGAAUUUGCAAUCAGAUCUUGCACACAAUUUAGACGAUGAAGAGCUAAAAAUUUUACAUGGCGGAACCAUCGAAAACGAAGUAAAGGACGUUUUUGACCAAAAUUUAUUCCAAAACCUGAGAUUUUUCUUGAACCGGGAAGUUCCCAAAGACGCUCUUACCUUCAUUAUUAAAUCUUUUGGAGGCGUCGUUUCCUGGCCCGAUAGUUGUGGGAUAGGCUUUACUUACGAUCAAAACAACGAGAAAAUAACGCAUCAAAUUGUUGACCGCAAUAACGAUCAGGAUGGGAGGAAAAUUUUUAGGAAUAGGUAUUACAUCCAACCCCAAUGGGUAUUCGAUUGUGUCAACGCUCAAAAACUCCUCGAUGUACAACCUUAUUUUCCGUCCACUACUCAAGAAUUACCACCUCACACAUCCCCUUUCUACGAAAUGCACCCAUCCAAUAUCAGCGAUGAUGAAGAGGCAAUUGAAGACAGAGAAGGGGCCAGUAACCCAGAACGACCAUCAAAGAGACUCAAAUCUGAUAAACAAGAUGAUGAUGCUGAAAUAAACGACAUCACGAAACCUCGAAAAAAUAUGGGUAAAAAACAUAUGAGAAGCGAGCAUGGCCGUUCCACUCUUGCGAAUAGCUCUGAAACAUCGGAGAAAGCAUAUGGUGUUGAGAAGGAAGAGAAGAAACUUCAGGAAAUGAUGCUUAGCAAAAAGUAUAAAAGGCUUUAUCACAAAAUGAAGAAGGUUCAACAAUUCAGGGAGAAAGAGGCUAAACAAUUGAAACUGAAACGUAAAAAAUUGGUAACGAACGCCACAAAUGACAAAAAGAAAAUUGAAGCAUGUUGAAACUUUUUUUUAUAAAAUAAAAGUUAUAUCAUUAUACGUUUGAUUUUUAUUAUACUUACAUAAUAUAAUUCUUGUGACGCUUUAAAUAGUAUCAAAUAAUUUUUUUUUUUGGAUUAUCUUUCACAAACUAUCAGAGUUGUUAAAAGAGACUUUUUAAAUGGGUCUAGAUACAGCAUCUAAAGUGGAUUUAGAUAUCGAUACCCUUUUUACGGGCUUAUCUAGAUACAGAUACAAUUUUUGUUAUAUAUAUUUUUAUAAUGCUUAAUUUAGGAUUCUAUCGUUAAAAUUCGAAAUGAGCUAAAAAAUUUAUUGAGCUGAUAUCACAU